Molecule: messenger RNA, 2565 nt
Organism: Penicillium odoratum
Lineage: Eukaryota; Fungi; Ascomycota; Eurotiomycetes; Eurotiales; Aspergillaceae
Product: RFX family transcription factor
Exons: 3
Coding region: 1-2565 (854 amino acids)
Biological process (GO): regulation of transcription by RNA polymerase II
Molecular function (GO): DNA-binding transcription factor activity, RNA polymerase II-specific; RNA polymerase II cis-regulatory region sequence-specific DNA binding
Source: RefSeq, a predicted model, not a curated record
AUGAUAGUACGCGCCCCGUCGCAAGGCAGCGUGGUCUCGCAGACAACCCAACACAUGGGCCCUCAAAGUCGCCCAGGGACGGCGGACCCCUUACGAUCUCGGUCGGAGACACUUUCGCGUGGUGGCCGUCGGGCUCGAUCUCGAGGCUCAACUGCUAGCAUCCACUCGAGCACCACACAGCAAACUCAAGACCAACACAUCGAUGCAUUCCCUCAAUUCAUGCCUCCUCAGGUCGGCAAUGGCAUGUUCGCCAACAAUCCAGAAGACAUGAUCAUGCGUUUCGGUCAUCAGUUCGGUCAUCAAUCCCAUGGUGCACCCUUAAGUCAGGACUUGCGAGACGCCCACGCAGUCAUGUCUCGACCGGAAGAUUUCCCCCCACAUGCUAUGCACGGUCACACACUCUCCCACCACUCGUUGCCCUCCGAAAUGGCUCACAAUGGGGUCCCUGGUGUCCCGGUGCCUCAAUACCAGGCAAUUUAUGACAGUGGAAUCGAAAAUCACCUGCCAGAGCAAGCCAUCGAAGAUCCUGAUGUCUCAGAACAAGGUGGGAAAAAGAAGAGAGGAUCUAGCUCCACGCUGGCGAAUGACAAUGAGCUUCGUAAAUUGCUUCGUCAAUACGAAGGUUGGUCGUUGAAGCAAAUGGCGGCCGAGGUCAUGAAGCACGAAGGUGCUGGCGGUAAAGCAGAGAAGGUGAAGCAGGUCUUCGCCAUGAUCUGGUUGCGAGAAAACUGCAGGAAGAGUUCAGGUUCUGUAAGACGGGACCGUGUGUAUUGCUGCUAUGCAGAGAACUGUGGGACAGAACGUGUGUCGGUAUUGAACCCGGCGUCGUUUGGAAAGUUGGUGCGCAUCAUCUUCCCGAAUGUUCAGACUCGACGUCUUGGAGUUCGUGGCGAGUCCAAGUACCAUUACGUCGAUUUGUCGGUCAUUGAGGAGAAGCAACAAAAGCCUGCACCAGUGAGCACACACGUUGCGCCAAGUCAACGGGGUCCAUCCGUAGCCCCAGAGAGACCCGCAAGUGCCAUGCGUUCACGAAGUAUCAGUAUCCCCCAGCCCACCGCUGACUCCGCCGUCUUCCCUUCCCCAACUGCAGCCUUUGCCCCCAGAUACCCUGCCAACUCUGUGGCAAAUUGUGGUUGUCCAUCUGAUACGCCCACCAUGUCUGGCCACGACACCACCGUUACCCCCGAAAAUGUCGCUCAACAUGCUGGCCGGAUGAUUCACCAGAUGUUGCAGUUCCCAACCGAUGAAGCACCGGUUGAUAAUGACACCCUCAUUCUUCCCGAUAUACGUGGUCAUUUGCCUGCCAACACCGAUCUGAAGGUGGCAGAUGCGCUCGCGGCCCUGUACAGAACUCACUGCAUCUCCGUCAUCGACAGCUUCCGGUUCUGUAAAGAACGCAACCUUCUGAAAUACUUCUCUGCGUUCCACGGAACUUUGACCGUGCCUGUUCAAAGGCUUUUGACCCAUCCCAACCUCGCCCCAUGGAUCAAGGAAUGCGACUGGUUGAUGUAUCAGAAAAUGAUUCCUUUCGUCGCACCUCUCACUACACAGGUUGUGCCUAAGCCUGUUUUAGACGCAUUUCGCUCCAUUUCCCAACGACUGUGUGGCCAUAUUGCGGAAACCUUCAAGUCACAACCAACUCAUGUGUCUAUCGCUCGCCUGAUCCCUGCCCAUAUCUUCUGCAACCUCCUCAGGCACAUGCUUGAUGUCAACCAGGCAGCAAAUGCUGCUGCUGCUUGGCUCUGCCACCCUGAAAACCGCAACCAAAUGUGGGCUGAUUUCAAGUCCCUUGUGGACCCACAGGAAAUGAUCACGAAAGCAAACAUCCCCGCCUGCGCUGCACGCGCUACUGAACAAAUCCUCAAACACGACGUUCGGGCCCUUCUAACUCCAAUAAAUGACGUUGACCCAAUGAACUCUCUGCCUUUCUAUCGCAAACCAGACACCCCUCAAGACAUUGCAGCUCACCCAUUCCCCGCCGAAAGCGCUCCUGGUGAUGAGUACAAUUUCCCGGACAAGUGGAUCCAGUUUAUUCUGAACGUUCCAGCUGUUUUCGCCGGCCAUCGCUCUCAGUGCGUCAUCGAAAAGGUGGACGCCAUGUGGGAAAACAUUCUGCAUCGUUUGACUCUGGGUGGUGCUGCUAGUUUCAGUGCCUGGUGGAUGACCAAGGUGUUCUUCCACGAGAUGAUGCUUUGGCAGGCAGAGAAGGGUGGUUUUAUGCAGAGCAAUCCGGCUACCCUGCAAAGUGUUACUGUGGCCCCCGAACCUAUGGGGAUGGGGAACUUUCAGCUGAAGCACCCCCUUGGGUCCAAUCGCAACUCUUUUGAUGGAUCCCACUCUGGGACCCCGGGUGUCCAUGGCCGCAGCCGCGAUGCUCAUGUGGACCACAAACAUACCCCAAGUGAAAAAGAGCUAGCACUUGCGGACUCAGGCUUCCAAGCUCCCAACAACGAUGACAGCGCGAUUGACCUGGAGGAUGACCCUUUGUUGAUUGCUGUGGGUAAAUAUGGUGACAUGAUGGCUUCAGACCCAGCAGAUGCCGAAGGCGAUGUGGUCGUUAUCUAA